UGUGCUGCCCAGGGUGCAAUGUCAUUGUCUGUAUUGGAGUUGAACAGGCGGAUUGUCGGAGGAUUAGGCUUGCUGUUUGGUUGCAGGGGCAUCUGGCGCUCCCACAGCACACUGCUUCAAGGGACCAGCAGCACUCAGAAUGUCCAUGGAGACCAGCAAAGUUUGACUAAACUAUAUCCAGGAGAUCUAUGAGGUGACGCUAUUGAACACCCAAAAGAGCUGCGAGCAGAAGCUGGAAGAGAUCAACCACAUGGCUGACAAGUGGGAGCAAACAGGCACGGGCUUCCCCACCACGGUGCUACAACAUUCCUGCCCAACAGAGAUGAGGGAGCGGAGCAGCUCCGAGCCCAGUAGGAAGGUGCAGACCGAGAUCAGUGUAAAAGUCUCUGAAAACAGGCCGGCUGCGGUGCAGGGGUCCCCACACACUGGCCAGCCCCCGGCAUGCAUGAACCCCGACAUGAUGAACGCUCCCUGGCAGUAUCGCUAUGAAGAUGAGGACUCUCCGCCUGAGCACGGGUUCCCGCGGCUGACCAACGAGGUGCGCGCCCCUGAGUUGGUGCACGUGUCGGAGAAGAACCUCUCAGAGAUUGAGAAUGUGCAUGGCUACGUGUCCCACUCCCAUAUCUCCCCGCUCAAGGCGAGUCCCGCCCCAAUAAUUGUCAACACGGAUACUCUGGAGUCUGUACCUUACGUGAACGGGACAGAAAUUGAAUAUGAGUUUGAAGAAAUCACGCUAGAGCGGGGGAACUCAGGGUUGGGCUUCAGCAUAGCUGGAGGGACAGAUAACCCCCAUGUCGGCGAUGACCCAGGGAUCUUCAUCACCAAGAUCAUCUCUGGUGGCGCGGCAGCAGAGGAUGGCAGGUUAAGAGUGAAUGACUGCAUCCUGCGGGUGAAUGAUGCCGACGUGUCCGAGGUGUCCCACAGUAAGGCUGUGGAGGCACUGAAGGUGGCCGGCUCCAUCGUCAGCCUCUACGUUCGCCGGAGGAGACCCAUGCUGGAAACUGUCAUUGAGAUCAAACUCAUCAAAGGACCAAAAGGGCUGGGCUUUAGCAUCGCAGGAGGGGUGGGCAACCAGCACAUCCCGGGGGACAACAGCAUCUAUGUAACUAAGAUCAUAGAUGGCGGUGCAGCACAGAAGGACCAGCGCUUGCAGGUUGGAGACAGGCUGCUUAUGGUGAACAACUACACUCUGGAAGAGGUCUCCCACGAGGAGGCAGUAGCCAUACUGAAGAACACGUCUGACGUUGUCUACCUGAAGGUGGGCAAGCCCACCAGUGUUUACUUAUCAGAUCCCUAUGGGCCACCUGAUAUCACGCACUCGUUCUCUCCAGCAAUGGAAAAUCAUAUCUCUUCCGUGGGAAACAACGGCACUCUGGAAUACAAGUGCAGUCUUCCCCCCAUGCCCAUCUCCCCCGGAAGGUACUCCCCCCUCCCAAACCAACUACUGGGGGAAGAGGACAUAAACAGGUUGGAUGGUUUUUCCUUCUUACGAAAUGCCUCAAUAGAUGACGGAGAGGGUCACAGGUUUGAUUCGCAGCACUUCCAGUUGAGGCCUCCUGAGCCAGUUUACAGCACUGUGAACAAACUGUGUGACAAAACACCUUCUCCCCGCUGCUAUUCCCCCAUGGAGUGUGACAAAAGCCUCCUCCACUCCAUACCCUUCCCUCACUAUCACUUAGGCCUGCUCCCUGACUCCGAGAUCACCAGGGAUCCCAGGAGGAUGGUCCUCCAUAAGGGCUCCACAGGCCUGGGAUUCAACAUCGUGGGAGGGGAGGACGGAGAGGGCAUCUUUGUCUCCUUCAUCCUGGCGGGAGGGCCCGCCGACCUAAGCGGAGAGCUGCGGAGGGGAGACCAGAUCCUGUCGGUUAAUGGCAUCGACCUACGCGGGGCCACCCACGAGCAAGCGGCUGCGGCACUAAAGGGGGCGGGCCAAACGGUCACCAUCAUUGCCCAGUACCGUCCCGAGGAACUUGCUUUGUGCUCCCCGCGCCGGGCCCCUUCGCCAGCACCAGAGUACGGGCGCUUCGAGGCCAAAAUCCAUGAUCUGCGGGAACAGAUGAUGAACCACAGCAUGAGCUCUGGGUCCGGAUCCCUCCGAACCAAUCAGAAACGCUCCCUUUACGUCAGAGCACAGUUUGACUAUGAGAAGGCCAAAGACAGUGGCCUCCCUAGCCAAGGCCUCAGCUUUAGAUACGGGGACAUCCUCCACGUCAUCAACGCCUCAGACGAUGAAUGGUGGCAGGCCCGAAGGGUGACCCCCGAUGGGGACAGCGAGGAGAUGGGGGUCAUCCCCAGCAAGAGGAGGGUUGAGAGGAAAGAACGAGCACGUCUAAAGACAGUGAAGUUCAAUGCCAAACCUGGAAUGGAUUCAAAAGGGUCAUUCAAUGACAAGCGUAAAAAGAACCUCAUCUUUACACGAAAGUUCCCAUUCUACAAGAACGAGCUGGGUGAGCGGGAUGGCAGUGAUUCCGAACGGAGUCAAGAGGACAUGAUUCUCUCUUAUGAGCCUGUCAUUCGACAUGAGAUUAAUUACACCAGACCCGUCAUAAUCCUUGGACCGAUGAAGGACAGAAUUAAUGACGACCUGAUAUCAGAAUACCCGGACAAAUUUGGCUCCUGCGUGCCGCAUACCACUCGAUCAAGGAGGGACUACGAGGUCGAUGGGCGGGACUACCAUUUUGUAAUGUCCAGAGAGCAGAUGGAGCAGGACAUCCAAGAGCACAAGUUCAUUGAGGCGGGCCAAUACAACGACAAUCUCUACGGAACCAGUGUUCAGUCGGUCAAAUAUGUGGCUGAGAGGGGUAAACACUGCAUACUUGACGUGUCGGGGAAUGCCAUUAAACGACUACAAGUAGCACAACUCUAUCCCAUUGCCAUCUUUAUAAAGCCCAGAUCCAUCGAUUCAUUAAUGGAGAUGAAUAAGAGGCUAACAGAAGAGCAGGCCAGGAAGACAUUUGACCGGGCCAUGAAGCUGGAGCAGGAGUUUGCCGAGUUUUUCACAGCCCUUGUUCAAGGGGACACCUUAGAGGAAAUUUAUAACCACUGCAAAAUGGUGGUAGAGGAGCAUUCAGGACCCUACAUCUGGAUCCCGUCAAAGGAGAAAUUAUGAGAACACACCACUUUGGCAGGGAGAUUGGACUGCUAGUAACAAAAUACUUUGUAACAUAUGAUCAAUUGUAAUGGCAAUUUAUAUUGUUCCUAAUUAUAGCCAAUAAAUAUGAUUUUUUUUUGUUAUUGUUUAUUCUUUUUUUCACUUUAAAUAUGAAUGUUCCUGAAUGUACACCACAAAGUUCAAAAAACAUUUUUGGCCUAAAAAAAUGUUACUGUUUGUAUAUUUAAUGAUUUUUAUUUUUAAGAAAAUGUUAAGGAAAUGAAAUAAACAUGGGCAUGUGUUCACCUCGACUGCGUGGAAUUUCAAAUGAAUUUUAGAAGAUGGCGGCAGAUACAAGUCAUUGCCACACCAACAAAGGAGGGGAAGGAAAUAAUAUCAGCUUCUUUUGCUUUUCUCCACCCAACAGCUAGCACUUUGUGUCCACUGACGCUCACCUCACAUCAAUAGAUGACAUUUUGUGUGACUGGCAUCUAUGCACUCACAUGGCCCUUGGACACAGUUCAUCAUACUCCUGCUAUUUUUACAUUGUUAUUUUGUAUUCAUUUUAUUAUGUUGUGAAUCCAGAUUUGUUGGACAUUUUAAAUUUGAAUAAGAAUUUCAACUUUAUUGUUUAUUUUGCAGAUUCUUUCAUUAUUUCAUUGUUGAGAUGCUUUGAGAGGGCACAACAGCACAGAAAAUAUUUAUUAUAAAGAUGUAUAACUUUGAUUAAACAUUUUAUUUGAAAAAGGUA
Molecule: messenger RNA, 3842 nt
Organism: Oncorhynchus mykiss (rainbow trout)
Lineage: Eukaryota; Metazoa; Chordata; Actinopteri; Salmoniformes; Salmonidae
Source: RefSeq, a predicted model, not a curated record